AUGUCACAAUCAAAGCUGCAAAUUCCAAAAAUCGGGAGUGAAUUCCCAACGGUAGAGCAAUUCAAAGAAGCCGCUCAACAAGGUGCUAAGGCAUUAGGCUUUGCUUUCAGCACAUCAUCAUCAAAAAUGUCGCGUGUUGAAAAAGAUGGUCGCACUCCUUUUGUUACCCUACAAUGUGUAAUGGGUGGAAAAUACAGAAAUAAUCACGAAAUUACUGAAAAAACUAGAAAAAGAAAAAAAUUCACCAAACGUCAAAAUUGUUCUGUUAUUUUAAGAGCUACUUUAAAUGAAAAUACUGGUGUCUGGGUACAUAACCACGAACUUCUCCCUUCAUCACAAGUUCAUUGCCUCCAUCAACAUAGGAUUAUUAACAAAGAACAAAAGGAGCUGGUUCACACUAUGCUUAGAAUACCUUUAUUGUCUUCUUCGCCGCUGUCAAUUGAUAAAGCAAUUAGCAAGGCUUUAUACAAACUAGAAGAAAAAUAUGAAAGCCUAAGUGAUUGCGGAUCAAAAGCAACAUUUUUGCAUAAAAUUGAAGCUUUAGCUUCUGAGGAAAUAAUAGUUCCAAAGGCACCAUUACGUGUUGUAUCUAAAGGGCGACCAACAUCCACUAAACGAGAUCUCCUUUUAAGUGAGCGUCAAAAUGAAGCUGCUGCAAUCAAAGACAAAAAUAUAAAAAAACCAGUGCCAAAACGUAUUUUGAGUGAGUGCCAAAAUGAAGCUGUUACAACAAAGGAGAGAAAUACAAAAAAAGCAAUGCUACAACUUAUAAAAG
This is a messenger RNA of Racocetra fulgida, 775 nucleotides long. The record is from the annotation of a GenBank genome assembly. NCBI's taxonomy places the organism in Eukaryota, Fungi, Glomeromycota, Glomeromycetes, Diversisporales, Gigasporaceae.